Molecule: messenger RNA, 492 nt
Organism: Staurois parvus
Lineage: Eukaryota; Metazoa; Chordata; Amphibia; Anura; Ranidae
Source: the annotation of a GenBank genome assembly
ACGGAAGGUCUCUUUCGAAGAUCAGUCGCCGUUCACAUCAUCAAAGACAUCCAGAAGCUGUAUAAUCUGGGGAAGGCCGUGAAUUUUGAUGAGUAUACUGAUCCGCACAUACCUGCUGGAAUCCUGAAGACCUUUCUGCGUGAACUGCCAGAACCUCUGCUGACCUUCAUCUCUUACCAACGCAUCCUGAGGAUCACCAGUGUGGAGAGUAUCCUGCGUGUAAACAGCUGUAAAGAAAUUGUACACAGACUCCCGGAUCAUAACUACGCCGUGCUGAAAUAUCUCAUCUCUUUUCUGAAUAUGAUAUCUCAGGAGAACAUCAACAACAAGAUGACCGCCUCAAACCUGGGCUGUGUGUUUGGACUGAAUUUGGUGUGGCCACAGGAAGGAGUCCCAUCCAUCAAUGCCCUGGUCCCAGUAAACAUGUUCACAGAACUGCUUAUAGAAUUCUAUCCACAAAUCUUCAGCUCCAGGACUGUCCUGGGUGAGAAA